UCCCCAGCCAGAGCAUUUGAGAUUUUGGAGUGGCCCAAUCCUCCCCACAGAACUCACCAGGGUUUCAACAUGGUCACCAUCAAGGAUCGGGCAGUUUUGCAAACUAUUUUCCACCCAAAUGUUCCCUUUGAUGAAGAUUACCAGGAGGAGCCGGGGAAGCAACAAGCAAUUCAAGGCGGCUUUGAUCCUGAGCUGCUGAGGCAAGCCACUCAUCUGGAGGCCCAGGGAAUAGCAGCAGCCGAAGGCGGAGACCUGGGCCUGGCCCUGGAAAAAUUGAGCCAAGCCAUCCAGCUGCUUCCAGCGCGAGCCUCGGCCUUCAACAACCGUGCACAGGCUCUUCGGCUCAAAGGGGACGUCGCAAAGGCGCUGGAAGACUUGGAGGCAGCCCUGACACUCAGCAAAGGGGCUGGGCCGGUGGCACGCCAAGGUUUUGUACAACGCGGGCUGAUCCAGCGGUUGCAAGGCGAGGACGAAGCGGCCCGGAGCAGCUUUGAGCAGGCGGCCGCCCUGGGCAGCAGCUUUGCCCGCCGACAGCUGGCGCUGAUGAACCCUUACGCAGCGCUCUGCAACCAGAUGUUGUCGGAAGUGAUGAGGAAGGCUCACCCGAAAGGGGCGAAGGAGGCUUGCUGAGCCUGACGUUUUGGGGGGAGGGGGGUGCGAAGGGGCAGCUGAAUAAAUCCCACGGCUUGAGA
Molecule: messenger RNA, 692 nt
Organism: Thamnophis elegans (Western terrestrial garter snake)
Lineage: Eukaryota; Metazoa; Chordata; Lepidosauria; Squamata; Natricidae
Gene: TTC36
Product: tetratricopeptide repeat domain 36
Exons: 3
Coding region: 70-630 (186 amino acids)
Biological process (GO): cilium assembly
Molecular function (GO): protein binding
Source: RefSeq, a predicted model, not a curated record